AUGGCGCAGUGGGAUAGCUUUCCUGAUCGAGAGGGGGACACUGACAGCUGCUCAGAAUCUGUGAAGUUUGAUGCUCGAUCCGUGACAGCUCUGUUACCUCUGAAUUUUAAAAAUGGCCCUGCCUUUCCAAAGAAACUGAAGUCCGUCAAAGCUGCCCUGAUUGCCCUUUAUCUCCUUGUGUUUAUAGUUCUCAUACCUAUCCUUGGGAUAGUGGCAGCUCAGCUCCUAAAAUGGGAAAGGAAGAAUUGCACAGUUGGUUCAGUGAAUGCCAGUGAUUCAUCUCAGAGUCUGAUGGGAAAAGGAAAUGACCGUGAAGAGAAUAUAAAAUUCCGAGAAGUUGUCACCGGAAACUUGAGCAGCAUGGAGAAAAGAAUCCAGUAUAUUUCAGAUGCACAAGCCAAUCUCAUAGAUUCAGAGCAUUUCCAAAAUGUCAGUGCAAUGACUAAUGAAAGAUUUGAUGAUGUUCUUCUCCAAAUGAGAACCGUGGCUUCCUCAGUCCAGGAACAUGGGAAUGAAAUAGACGAAAUCUUCAAGUCAUUAAUAAGUCUGAACAGCACAUUACUUGCUUUGCAGCUCAGUAUUGAAACACUGAAUGGCAAAGUCCAACAGAAUGCAGUUAAACAACAAGAGGAAAGGACUAAAUUAGAGGAGCGUGUGCACAAUGCAUCAGCAGAAAUUAUGUCUAUGAAAGAAAAACAAGCACUUUUGGAACAGGAAAUCAAAGGAGAAGUGAAACUGUUGAACAACAUCACUAAUGAUCUUAGACUGAAAGAUUGGGAACAUUCUCAGACACUGAAAAAUAUCACUUUAAUUCAAGGGCCUCCCGGACCCCCAGGCGAAAAAGGAGACACAGGCUUCGUUGGACAACCUGGCCUUCCAGGCAUGCCAGGUCCAGUGGGUCCUCCAGGUCCUAAAGGUGAUCGGGGGCCAAUUGGCUUUCCUGGAAAUCGAGGAUUCAUAGGACCAGCAGGGAAGACCGGGAGACAAGGAAAUCCUGGACAAAAAGGCCAGAAAGGGGAAAAGGGGAGUAGAAGCAUGGCAUCUCCACCUCGGACAGUACGACUGGUUGAUGGCAGUGGCCCUCAUGAAGGCAGAGUGGAGAUUUUCCACAAUGACCAGUGGGGCACAGUUUGUGAUGACCACUGGGAGCUGCGCAGUGGACUGGUCAUCUGCAGGAGUCUGGGCUACCGCGGUGUUCUAACUGUGCACAAGGAAGCCAGUUUUGGACAAGGUACUGGUCCAAUAUGGCUGAAUGAAAUAUUUUGCUUUGGGAGAGAAUCAUCUAUCGAGGACUGUAAAAUCCGACAGUGGGGUGUAAGAGCCUGUACGCAUGCUGAAGAUGCUGGAGUCACUUGUGCUUUAUAA
Messenger RNA from Pipistrellus nathusii (Nathusius's pipistrelle), 1365 nucleotides. The record is from the annotation of a GenBank genome assembly. NCBI's taxonomy places the organism in Eukaryota, Metazoa, Chordata, Mammalia, Chiroptera, Vespertilionidae.